AUUGGCUGCCGGGGAACGGAUCCGCAAAGGCUGCUUUAAUUGGUGGAUGACUUCAUCCAAAGGCGGAAGUAAACUCAAAAAGUCACGAUGGGAACGCGCGUGAAGGUUUUGAGCGUAUUCAAAUCGCUGCACAGAACGAGGAUGGCUGUGUUCAAAGAUGACGAGAGAGCGCUGGCAGCUGCAAAAUCCAAGAUCAACGAGGAGUUCCGUAAAAAUAAACACGAAUCGUCGGAAGAAAACAUUGCGAAGAUGAUCCAAAUGGGCUCAGACGUGGAAACGGUCCUACGGCAGGGCGUGGUUCAAAUGGAGCACGUCGGCAGCAAACGACUCCGUUAUGCUUCGACCCAGAGAGGAUCUUCUGCUGGAAAAUGUGCCCUAUUGUGACCAACCCCGGAAAAAGUCGUGACAGGUCCUCUGAUGACAUUAGAGGGAAAGAGACUUGUGAGACUUGCGGUCGUCCCGUCACGCAUAUUUCAUUUCGAUAAAAGUCUGCCAAACAAGAGCACGGCUCCUACGUGUGUGAAGCUGUCUUUGACUGAGGUUUUUGAUGUACUUUAAAGUUGAUAUGGAAGUUUUAUGUGUAUUGUGUAAUUAAAUUGUUAAAUGUU
This is a messenger RNA of Syngnathoides biaculeatus (alligator pipefish), 608 nucleotides long. RefSeq names its product LYR motif containing 7 (gene lyrm7). The transcript is spliced from 5 exons. Gene Ontology annotation, biological process: mitochondrial respiratory chain complex III assembly. The coding region runs from base 88 to 384 and encodes 98 amino acids. The record is from RefSeq and is a predicted model, not a curated record. Lineage: Eukaryota; Metazoa; Chordata; Actinopteri; Syngnathiformes; Syngnathidae.